AUGAAAUUUUGCUCUAAAUGCUGGAAAAUAGGUCAUGUACGUGAUCAAUGUAAAGCUAGUUUACAACGCUGUCGAGUCUGUCUUGAUGAAAUAUCAAAAAAAGAAGAACACACCUGUACUAAAAGACAAAAAUGUGCACAAUGUGGUGGUGAACACCACUCGCUUCAGAGUAUAUGUCAUGUCAUAGAACAAUAUCGAUCGGAUCUAAAAGAAGAUGUAAACAAAGCUUUGGAAUCCGGCAAACUACAUCGAAAUGAUUACACAAAACAACAACAUGCUUUUAGUAUGAAAGAUCAAGAUUUUCCACAGUGUUAG
Rotaria sp. Silwood2 is the source of this 315-nucleotide messenger RNA. The record is from the annotation of a GenBank genome assembly. Lineage: Eukaryota; Metazoa; Rotifera; Eurotatoria; Philodinida; Philodinidae.